Molecule: messenger RNA, 1227 nt
Organism: Bufo gargarizans (Asiatic toad)
Lineage: Eukaryota; Metazoa; Chordata; Amphibia; Anura; Bufonidae
Exons: 7
Coding region: 1-801 (266 amino acids)
Source: RefSeq, a predicted model, not a curated record
AUGACACCGCUGUUAGAGAUCGACGAUGUAGAAGAUCUCCUGGAUGUGGGAGACGCACAUUUGUCAUUCCCCUGUUCUGAUGGCGAUGCUGCUGCUCGCAAUGGCGGGAAGCCAUCAGACUCUUGUGUAGAAAAGAAGUCUGUGAGGCGACGGAGACCCGGUCUGGCGGUUUUCUUCCUGGUCAUCAUGACAUUAAUGAGUACUACUGCAUUGGAACUCCUGAGCACCAGUAGUAUCUCUGCAUCACCAGAAGACCAUACUCAUCAUCCUACGUGCAUCAACCAGGAAAAAGUUUCAGCUAAACAUGACUCGAGCCAUCGCAUUGCUGUCUAUAUGCCUGGGUGUUCUCCUCCCACUCAUUGCUGCACGAUCAGUCAAACAAACCCAAGGGAAGUGCGGGACACACUAAUCCGCGGAUGGGGUUUCACAAUGGAGAGGCCCCAGCUGGUAGAAUUACUGAGUUACAAAAUCCCAGUGGUCACUUCAUCAUCCUUAUGUUUAGGAGGCAAAGUAUAUGAGUCCUGUGCACCAACCUGUAGUAACUUGAAGCCUGACUGCCCUAAAGCGAGAUCUCCAGGAUGUGUCUGUGGAAGCGGCACUGUAGAUAAUGGCUUAGGUGAAUGUGUGAAUAUUGAAAAGUGUGAUUUCUGCAGCGGGAACACAACAUAUAUCUCAUGCGGCAGACCCUGCUCCCCUCAUCAAAUUUGCGCAGCAGUCUGUGUUGAGAAGUGCGUCUGUAAAAGCGGCUAUGUGUCCCUGCCUAACAGCAACAGAUGUGUUCUUCGUCGGGAUCUCCCCUAAAGUAGAUACAACAUUUAAACCGUCUCAUGUGUGUCUAAUUAACAAUUGUCAAAAUCUUAUGUGACCUCAUCCUAUUAUAAGGAGAGAUGUCUGAUAUAAAUAAAGUGAUUGCAGACAUUGAUUUUAUGUCUUCACACUGAUUCACAAAACGCUCAGCAUCUCUGACCAGAUCCCGGCCACCCAGAUUGAAAAAGGCAUCUGGUGGACCCCAAUGGCGAGAGCAUGAAGAGGUAAAGAGAGGGCUGAGGAGAGACAGUGAAUGUGCACAGUGGUUCCAGCCCAACACAGUUCCUUUCAGCAACAUAUACCUGUACAGUACUUAUAGUGACUAUUACUUCUAAAAGGAGCUAUCCAACAAAUACAAAUGUGGCCCGUUAUGUUAAGUAUAUCAAUACAAAAAGAAUAAAAUGCUGCUCUCCAGUGUAA